Tympanuchus pallidicinctus (lesser prairie-chicken) is the source of this 3175-nucleotide messenger RNA. RefSeq names its product noggin-2-like. Gene Ontology annotation, biological process: negative regulation of BMP signaling pathway; dorsal/ventral pattern formation; negative regulation of cell differentiation. The record is from RefSeq and is a predicted model, not a curated record. The transcript has a single exon. NCBI's taxonomy places the organism in Eukaryota, Metazoa, Chordata, Aves, Galliformes, Phasianidae. Bases 311 to 934 code for a protein of 207 amino acids.
CCGCCGUGCCCUGCCCUGCCCGCCGCCGCCGCCCGCGAGGGAGGCACGGACCCCCGGCGCUCCGGGCCGCGGCUGGAGCCGGCCCAGCGGGGAGCCCCGGGGAGCCAGCGGCCGCCGAGCGCCUCAGAUGCGUCUGUCACACAACGCCGGCCGAGCUAUUUAAAGUAACGGGCCUCGCCGGACUUUGUCUCUGCCUAUUUAUGAGUCCCCGGGAGCUGGCCGGCGCCGCCGGGCAGCGCUAGGAGCCGCGCCGCAGCGCCAGCCCCGCGGGGACGCCAGCGCCGAGCCGGGGGCCGGGCCCGCCCGGAGCAUGACGGCCAUCGGGGCGCUCCUGCUCUGCUCCUGCCUGGGGCUGCUGCGGCCGGGCGCCGGGCAGCCCUUCCUGCGGCUGCGGCCCUCGCCCAGCGACAACCUGCCGGUGAAGGACAUCGUGGAGCACCCGGACCCCGAGUACGACCCGAAGGAGCAGGACCUGGACGAGCGGACUCUGCGCAAGAAGCUGGGCAGCCAUUUCGACCCCGGCUUCAUGGCCGUGGCCGUGCCGGGCCCCGCCAACGCUUCCGCGGGCGCCGAGGCGGCGGCGGGGCGGGCGCGGGCGGCGGAGCUGCGGCGCUUGGAGCGGGGCGGGCCGCGACUGCGGGUGGGCAAGAAGGCGAGGCGGAAGGUGCUGCAGUGGCUCUGGGCGUACACCUACUGCCCCGUGCUCUACACCUGGAAGGACCUGGGCGUCCGCUUCUGGCCGCGCUACAUCAAGGAGGGCAACUGCUUCGCCGAGAAGUCCUGCUCGCUGCCCGAGGGCAUGUUCUGCAAGCCCGUCAAGUCGGUCACCAAGACGUUCCUGCGCUGGCACUGCCAGGGCUGGUCCAGCCAGAAGUACUGCACCUGGAUCCCCGUGCAGUACCCGCUCAUCUCCGAGUGCAAGUGCUCCUGCUAGCACGGCCCCGCGCCGCCCCGGCCCUCGCGCUGCUCUCUUUGCUCGUCUGCAUCUUCCGAGGGGGGGUUCGUCCGCCCUCCCCCUCGGGGCGAGCGCGGGGCGUGAUGGGGGGGUCGGGGGGAGGAACCGGGUCUGACUUAUUUUAAUGUUAUUUUAUUUGAAAGGGGGAGAAGCGAACCCAGGAACUGCAGGGCAGGCCAAAGGCACAGUAAAGCACUACAAUCAGAUGUCUAUUUUUAUACGUAUAUAGCCUUCUAACGAAAGGAAAAUAAUAAUAAUAAAGAAAAAAAAAACCCUAAAAAAAAAAUCCCAGCCGUGUAAAUAGAGAGAUUUUAAAGGAAAGGGGGAAAUCGCAGCUGUUUUUUUUUUUUUUUUUAAUUAUUAUAAUUAUAAUUAUAAUUAUUGUUAUUAUUAUUAUUUUAAAAACGUAGGACCACAUUUUAAACCCUUCCCCACCGAACCCGAGCGCUCCCCCCGCAGAGGGCGGGGGGGGGGGGGCACAGAUUCCUUUCUUGUCAAGAUGGUUUUAACAAAGGGAAAGGAAACCCCGGGGAAGAGCAGCAGCAUCCCUGAAGGUGGCCGUUCCUCUGUGCUGUAUUUUCCUUUUUUUUUUUUGUCUUCUUCAGACGUUGUCAUUGGUGUUCCGGCUCUGGGAGGGGAGGGGGGUGGGGGGCGUUAAGUGUAUAACAAUGACUUAAGGAGGAAGUUUUAAAGAGAAGUACAAAUCUAUGGAAGAGUGGAAUCGUUUUGUUGUGUGGGAAUACGUAUAGUCACGUAGAGAUGCUGAAGGAAAUCUUCUGUGUACAGUUUAUUUAUUUUUAACGUUUGUGUAUAGGAAAAAAAAAAAAAAGAAAAAAAAAAAAAAAAGAGCUAGAGAUUAUGCCAGAAACUAUUGGAAAUGUUUACUUGAAUAUUCCUUUAAAAAAAAAAAAAACAGAACAAAACAAAACACAUAUCAAUGUAAAUAGGAGCUAUCAGUGAUGGAAACGUUUUUAGCAAUAAACUCUAUCUUUGAAGAACGGCGCCCGGAGCCCCGCGGGGUCACACAGGGAGCGGGGGCUGAGCAGAGCCCACGGAGCUGCAUGGGGAGCUGUGGGAACCCGCUGCAGGAGGAGAGCUGCGCUCACAGAGGGGCAGGAAUGCGGUGCGUGGGGCAGGAGGCGCCGUCCGAAGUCAUCGGGAGGUUCCCGCUUCGCUUCGCCAUCCCGGGCUCCUUCAUGCACUGUGCUUGGUGGAUCCGGCUCUGGUUGAGGAUCCUGGCCCAUCUCAUCCAGCUGCACGGCCCCGAGCCUCGCGACAGACACGGCUGCAGCAGGGAAGGAUGGAUGGCAGCCCCGUGCCUGCCGCGGAGCAGCCGUCAGGCCCACAUCUCCCCAUCGGCACCGGGCUCUGAAGCAGCACCCGCUCCAGCUGGGCGCUGGCACCGCUCUGCCCGAGCUGCUGGAGGCCAGCAGGGAGGAGCCCGGGCACUGCGGCCAUGGGGGGGCCCUGAUGCACGGCCAGCUGUCUCCUUGCGUGCUCCGUGGGGGCUGCUGGUGGCCAGGGGAAGGUCUGUGCCGUUCUUUAUGUGUGUGCGAUCUGCCUGGCGUCCUUGAGGAACAAACCACCGCCGAGCGCCCUGUGCGUGAAGCCCGUGGGGAGGCAGCGGGAUGCUGGCUGGGGUCCCUCCAAGGGGACUGGGGCCUGGUGAGCCCACCCGGAGCUGGCAAGACCUGAGAGGUCACGCUCAGAAGGUGAGAGGUCAGAAUGGGGAGAGGGAGAGGGCUCUUCUGAUGGGCAGAGGCGAGAGGCGCGCGGCUGCCCUGCAGCUGACGUCCCGCCCCAUGGAGCGCGUGGCCAUCCAUCCCUAUGGAACGUGUGCAGCGUGUGGCCGUCCCCAUGGAGCAGGCCAACCUUCCCACGGGGCUGCCAGCAAGGCAGCGGGGACGAGGGGACGUGGAGGGCAGAGUGGAAAGGAGACCUCGCGACGGCAAUGUGCAAAACAUCAGGGGCAUUUGGGAGAGGAAGGGGAAAGCUCAUUUUGCAAGAGGAACAACAUCUGUGGUGUGGGGGCCGAACAUCUGUAGGAGGGAGCAUGGGGGGAGGGCAUUCUGGGAAAAUAUUUCUGACAUAAUCCCAACAGUAUCUGGUGUGUUGAGAUUUGGUUACAAAUGGCCCUCUAACGUCUUUGUGCGUUUUGUUCUGCUGGUUCCAGGGGCACACAGAGACCCCGGCUUUGUGCUAACCUGGGAAAUAAACCAU